Molecule: messenger RNA, 1203 nt
Organism: Closterium sp. Naga37s-1
Lineage: Eukaryota; Viridiplantae; Streptophyta; Zygnematophyceae; Desmidiales; Closteriaceae
Source: the annotation of a GenBank genome assembly
AUGAGAGCCUCUGGCCGCUCCCUCACCUCCCUUCGCCUGGGGCUCACACCCAGGGAUGCAUCCCACUUGGAAGACCCGUAUGAGCAUUCCUCGCAGCAGCAGCAGCAGCAGCAGCGUGCAGAGCAACACAGACAUGCAGGGCAGCACAGCCAUGCAGAGCAGCAGCGGCAUGCAGCAGAGCAGCACAGGUGCUUCUCCCCGGUGUUUCUCCAGCACUGUCCGCGGCUGCAGCAGCUGCACCUGGAGCGUGCCAACUGGCACCUCAGCAGCCUCCAUGCCUCGUGGUUCAAGGCUCUAAGGGCCCUCACCAUCCAUCAUUCCCACUGCACCGCCUCAGACUUCAAGUUUCUGGCCCAUAUCACCCCACAACUGCAAGAAUUCUCCCUCUACGUGUUGAACCAGGGACAGGGUCCUUCCCCGCUCUCCCUCGAUUUCCUCAUGCUGAUUGGUCGCAAGCGCCUCGUGGUGGCAUCGCUCCCCAUCGCAUCGGCCAAAGACGUCUACCUGAACGCACCAAGCAUGCACGAGGAGUCAAUCGAUCCUCGCACCAACACCCCUUGCCCCCUACAGAGUUCUCCCGGCCAGCCUUUCAACUCCCGGGAACUUUAUGCUCCUUCCGUAUCUGAAUCCUCAUUAAUCCGCGUGCUGCAAUCAGUAGCCCCCACAGUGGAGGCACUGAUGGUGCCACACUCGCUGCCAAUAGAGUCAGUGGAGGGCGAGUGGAGGCAGCUGCACCGCCUGGCAAUCGGUGUGCGUGGGAGCAAGGCGGGCGGGGGAAGGUGCAAGACGACAGUGGAGGCAGCAGAGGCUCUUGCGGGAGAAUAUGCAGCCAUGGCUAGCGAUAGGAAGGAGGUGUUGGAGGAAAUGGCUGCUCUCAAUCCGGCAACACCGUCUGAUGCUGCUCCUUAUCGUGAGAGUCUAGACGUGGUUGAUCUGCUGCCUGGCCCCAUCUGGCACAUCAUCUUCCGCCACCUGCUGCUGCCGCCGACUGAUUCCACUGAGCUGCAAAACCAGGGCAACUCCUUGGCCGAAUUGCAGGAGAGAGAAGGCAGCAUCUCUUCUGUUGAUACCACUCCGCUUUCUGCCAGCAAGCAGCAUGAGGAGAACGCGAGGUGCUUCGGCUCCUCCUGGCCUCUGCUGCGCCUUGCCAUGGCCAGCAAGAGGCUCCUCCACCACGUCAUCUCCUUCUCCGUGAGUCACUGA